AUGGCGGAAGACGAGGAAGAGCGCGCCGAAGAACUCACCACGCUACAGUCCAUCUACCCCGAGCUGGUGGUCGACGACAGCAAUCCCUACCGCGCCACGCUCGACCUGCUUGUCGCGCCAUCCAAGCCUGUCCCCGUUACUUUCGAGCCUUCGCAACAUGUCGAACGACUCGCUUAUCUCCCGCCUCUACGUCUCGACAUCCUCUUACCAGACGGAUAUCCUGCACAAGCCCCGCCCAUCGUGAAGCCCUCGACUUCGCCGCGCUGGCUACCCGGAAACCUCGAGGCUACACUGUCCAACCAGGCACAGUCGCUAUGGCACGAAUACGGCGGGGGCAUGAUCUUGUUCGCCUAUAUAAGCUCGCUGCAAGAACAGGCUGAGACUGCUUUUGGUCUGCACGAGCUCACACUCUCGUCGAGCAUGCACCAGGACUUGGUCGACUAUGCCAGGCGCAUGAAGAAGGAUCUCUUCGACAAGGAAACUUUUGACUGCGAAGUGUGCUUGGAGCCCAAGAAGGGCUCCGCCUGCUAUCGCAUGGCUCGCUGCAGCCAUGUCUUUUGCAUUGCCUGUCUCCAGGAUUACUACAACAAUUGCAUCAAAGAGGGGGAUAUCAACAACGUAAAGUGCAUGUCCACCGAAUGCGGCAGCAGUGGAAAGAAGAAGGACCGGUUAUUGUCCCCAAGAGAACUGCUACAGAUACCCAUAUCAUCCGCUCAGGUGGAGCGCUACGCCAAGAUCAAGCGGAAGAAGAAGAUCGAGUCCGACCCGACAAUCAUCUUCUGCCCGCGAACCUGGUGCCAAGGUGCCAUGCGAACGGACAAAUACCCAAAGAUCACCGACGUCAGCCAGAUGGAUAGCUCCGACUCCGAAGACGACGAUGUUCCGGAACAGAGUAUAAGCGUCGAUACUGGGCCUGAAAAGCGCGCGGUUGGCGUGAGAGGCAUGGAAAGACUGCAGGUCUGCGAGGACUGCAACCUUGCAUUCUGUGUCGUCUGCCUGGCUUCAUGGCACGGAGACUUUGUCCGCUGUGAGCCUCGCGAUGCUACCCAGCUUACCGAUGAGGAUCAGGCAUCCCUCAACUUCAUUUCAAAGCACACAACGCCAUGUCCGUACUGCUCUGUGCCUUGUCAGAAAUCCUUUGGAUGCAACCAUAUAACAUGCGCCCAGUGUCAGACGCACUUCUGCUAUCUCUGUUCUGCUUGGCUCAACCCAGACCAUCCCUAUGCUCACUUCAAUGACCCAAAAUUCAAGGAUUGCUUUCAGCGUCUCAUGGACGGAGCUGAAGGUGACAUGGCCAAUGGUGAUGUACGAUUCGGCGGACGGAGAGGCGCGGAGCAGCUUGCUGAUUUUUGGGAGCAAGAAGCAAUGCGCAUACAAAUGGAACAGGUGGAGGACGAAGUGUGGUAGUGUUAGCAGCCUAAUGAAUGCACCCUUCUC
Exserohilum turcica Et28A is the source of this 1437-nucleotide messenger RNA. RefSeq lists its product as uncharacterized. Gene Ontology annotation, molecular function: zinc ion binding; ubiquitin protein ligase activity; ubiquitin conjugating enzyme binding. Gene Ontology annotation, cellular component: cytoplasm; ubiquitin ligase complex. The coding region runs from base 1 to 1407 and encodes 468 amino acids. Gene Ontology annotation, biological process: positive regulation of proteasomal ubiquitin-dependent protein catabolic process; protein polyubiquitination; ubiquitin-dependent protein catabolic process. The transcript is spliced from 3 exons. Lineage: Eukaryota; Fungi; Ascomycota; Dothideomycetes; Pleosporales; Pleosporaceae. The record is from RefSeq and is a predicted model, not a curated record.